Messenger RNA from Dermacentor silvarum, 468 nucleotides. RefSeq names its product transmembrane protein 107. The record is from RefSeq and is a predicted model, not a curated record. Lineage: Eukaryota; Metazoa; Arthropoda; Arachnida; Ixodida; Ixodidae. Gene Ontology annotation, biological process: non-motile cilium assembly; protein localization to ciliary transition zone. Bases 4 to 420 code for a protein of 138 amino acids. The transcript has a single exon. Gene Ontology annotation, cellular component: MKS complex.
AAGAUGCGGACCAACGCGCUUGUGCCAGGUCGUUUUCUGACACUUUCUGCUCACGUGGUGCUUCUGGUGACCCUACUCUGGGUCUACGACGAGAACGUUCGGGCCUGUCUGCCACGCGAAUACAGCGACGCGCAGUACGCCGCCAAGAGCACCGAGAUAAUCGUCGGACUCUCGCUGGGCCUCGUCUUGGCCGUGUUCGAGCUGGUCGGCUUCCUGACCGGCGUGUCCAUGUUCUUCGCGUCUCAGGCCAUCAUCUCGACGGCAGCUCACUGCGCGGCCACCGUUGCACUCACCUACUUCGUAGUGGACCUCUGGAACUGCUCCACGUACUGGUGGAUAUUCGUGUUCUGUAGCGUGUUGCCGGCGUUUGUCGAACUCUGCGUGAUCGUCGGAGUCGUGUGCCUCAAGAAGGUUCCCUGAAACGUUUGGACGUCUCCCUUGUGAAUGCGUGGCAACUUGCUUUCUUUG